Molecule: messenger RNA, 3886 nt
Organism: Galleria mellonella (greater wax moth)
Lineage: Eukaryota; Metazoa; Arthropoda; Insecta; Lepidoptera; Pyralidae
Exons: 9
Coding region: 138-3239 (1033 amino acids)
Cellular component (GO): plasma membrane
Molecular function (GO): protein binding
Source: RefSeq, a predicted model, not a curated record
GACCGGUGCCGUGUGUGUGACGGACUCGUGAGCAUGAGGAAGCGAGGUGUUCGAUAGCGAGCACGAGUGCGAGCUGUGCAGCGGCGAGCGGCGAGCGGCGAGCGGCGAGCGGCGAGCGGCGCGAGGCGCGUAGUGCGAUGUGGGCGAUGCGCGUGCUGCUGGCGCUGGCGCUGGCGGCGGUGCGCGGCGCGGCCGGCGGCUGCGGCGUGGCCGAGUUCGCGUGCCGCAGCGGGGAGUGCGUGCGGCUGGACGCGUACUGCGACGAGCGGCCGCACUGCGCGGACGGCAGCGACGAGCCGCCGCACUGCACCGUGUGCAACCGCACGUACUACGGGCGCGCGGGCGUCGCGUACGCGGUGGCGGUGCGCCAGGCGCCGCGCGCGCCCUUCCUGUGCCACCUGACGUUCACGGCGGGCGGCGGCGCGCACGGCGACCUGGUGCAGCUCGCGUUCGACAAGUUCCGCGUGGGCCGCUACGAGGCGGGCGCGCUGGACGGCUGCCCGGACGGCUACAUGCAGCUGUCCGAGCUGGGCCGGCCCUUUACCGGCGGCUCGUGGUGCGGCGAGGCGGACGGCGCCGCGCUCUACUACAGCGAGACCGCCACCGUUACCGUCUCCGUCAAGUUAUUCCGCGCGCGGCUCGGCGAGCCGUUCGGCUUUCAACUGCGAUAUAAAUUUCUGGCUCAGCGAGACGCCGUAGUCAGAUUCGGGGCGAUGGAAGCACCCAUAGAGCGUGGCGCGGUUUCCCCGGGCACUUACUGUACGCGUACUUACGAGGAGUGCCAUCGGAAGCCCUGUCGACUUCAGAGUCCUAAUUAUCCCGGCAUGUAUCCGAGGAACGUUACAUGUUACUGGAGCUUGCGUCAGAAGGAUAUACCUACGUGUAAACAUGCGAUGAUUUCGGUUCGACAGGAAUACUCACACAAAAUGCAAAUAAAACGCUCCAUAUCAAUGGCUAGUUUAAACAAAACUGGGCGGGUGGUGCGUGCAUGGCGAGAGUGCACGGGCGAGCGAGACCGCCUCAUAUUCUACGAUGGGGCAUCUACUGACGAUCCGGUGCUGGUGGAGUACUGCGGCGGCGACUGGCUGCCACGGGUCACGUCGCGCGGCCCUGAGAUGCUUGUCGCCUUCCACUCGUCACCGUUCAGUGCACCCUUGAGGCCUGCCGUUCCAGCGGCGCCUCUUCGUGGUUUUGAGUUAGAUGUUGACGUAGUGUUUGCAGAUUCAGAUUCACUUGAUUAUGCGAGAGAAGCGCGACGCUGCGAGUUUCAUGUGAAAGCAUCGUCAUCCGAGGAGGAUACGAACUCGACGCUCGCAAGCGGCGGACGCGGCAGGCGAGGACGACUACGUGCUCCCGCUCACACGUUACCUCCCAACACUACCUGUACAUGGACAUUUCACGGACGUCCAGGGGAUCUUGUUUGGAUCUAUUUCUCCAGCUUUACACAUUACUCGUUAGUUGAACCACGUCGAAUUGAGAGUGGAGAACGAGAGGAAGAAAAUGGCAAUGGACCUCCAAUGCCACGGACUUUGCCACCCCCUACUGCGGGGCGUGAGGGUCGUGAAGGGAGUGGUGUUUGUGCAGUAGAGUUGCGCAUCUGGGAUGGUGGAGGAGCAGGUGAAGCAGGCGCUUUACUGUUAGGUCACUAUUGUGAUGUGGCGCCUGCUUUAUGUGCGCGAGCCGCACUCGCUAACGCUACGAGGUCACCGCGUCCUUGUGCACCGCCGGACGGUUAUGUAUCAGCCGCGCCACUGUUAUCCUUGGCUGCAACUUCUUUACCAGGAACGGCUACACAUCCUCUUGCAUUCGCUCUACAUUAUGAAUUCAUAGAUGCACGGUUAGAAGGAGCUCCAUUGCUGGACAACGGAAGAGGAACUCGUGCUAUACCAAGCGAAUGUGCACGUAUAUUGAAUAUACCGGGUGCUUUUGCUUCACCACGCAACGCUCUUUGGUUUGGACGUGGAGGAGCUCGCAGGCUACGCUGUAUAUAUCGACUUCAGGCACCCAGUGGCCGUAUCGUACUUGAUUUGACUGCGGCAACUUUCGGUCGGGAACCAAUGUGUUCUACACGAUCCGAUACACUGACGGGGCGGUCCACUUGUGUGGUAGAUCCAGUGGAACCACGAUUGGAGGCGGUCGAUGCGGAUAUGUCAGAAAAUGAGUUUAGUGAUUUAGAUGAUGAUAUGGAAGUUCCAUUACGUGUUCCACAUCUUCGAAUAUAUGAAUCACCAUGGCCAGGAUACAGGGUUCCAAUAGCUUGUGUGUGCGAUAAUAGUAGCACACCAUUGCGAUUAGAGUCAGCGGGAGGGGCGCUAGAGUUAGAGUUAGUGGCUAGAUCGCUAUUACCAGCCGAAGACCACAGGCAUGUGCAAUUCCGAGGCACGUGGUCCCAUGUUUCUGGAUAUUCACCACCAUGUGCUGCACGUCGACGUUUACCACCUCCCGGACAAAGAGUUCAUUUGCUUUAUCCUUAUAUAGACAACAGCAUGUCGGAAUGCGAGGAAACUCCGUUUUUACUGGCGGCACGUGGUAAUCGGUCUGUGUUUUUGCGUGUCUGGGGUGACGAGUUGCCGGCUACGGUGGCCAACUCUGACCCUCCUCCAUGUCACACUUUGAAUCGUAUCCUCGUCUACGAAGCUCAUAGUUCUCGGCUGGUGCGCACGGUGUGCCCGGGCGGCGCGGAGGCGCGCGCCGUGCAGGUGUUCACGGACGACUGGUGGGGGCGCGGCGCGCGGCCCGCGGCGCUGCUGCUGGUGUGGGCGGCGCGCGAGCCCGGCCGCGCGCACUUCGCCUGGAUGGAGGUGUGGCGCGCCGGGCCCGCGCCCGCGCUGCAGCGCCUCGCCGCCGCCGCCGCCGCCGCCGCCGCCGCCGCCGCCGCCGACGCCUGGCCCAACGCGUCCGCGCACUGCGCGCACCCCUGCGCCGCGCUCGGCGCCUGCAUGGAGGCCGAGCUGUGGUGCGACGGCGAGCCCGACUGCCCGGGCGGCGGCGACGAGGCCGGCGGCUGCGGCACCGGCGCGCGGCUGCUGGCCGCGCUGGCCGCGCCGGCGGUGGCGGGCGCGGCGGCGGGCGUCGCGGCCGCCGCCUCGCUGCUGGCGCUCGUGUGCGCGGCGGCGCUGCGCCGGCGGCGGGCGCGGCGCGCCGACAAGCAGCUGCUCGGCGCGCUGGCGGCCGGCCGCCGCCUCACCGAGGAGCUGCUGUACGACGCGUCGCGCGCCUCGUCCGCAGCGUCGUCCUGACGUCGCGAGCGCUCCGUCGAGUACAUCCACGUGGACCGCGAGACCACUGUGUGACGGAGCGCCGCCCCUGCACGCCCCGUGAGCCGCGCCCGUCUGUGCGUAGCGUGCGCGCGUGUAUAUAGCGACCCUGUACCAUAUUACGCGGCGCGGUAGUCGAAUGCGGCGACGCCCGCGCGCGGCGUGGCGUCCCCGUGUGAUAUUAUAAACUGUGUGUCACUCUGUUCCUCGUUACUGUGUUACGUUCUUUGUUACGUUGAUACUUUGUGGAUUUGUUACUACUAAAAGUGAUUUUUACGUACUAUUGUUUUUGAAUCACGCCCGUCUCAGACCGCGAGCGCGCCCGCCGCCACAGCGGGGGCGCCGGGCGACGGAUCGACACCCUCGAAGCGUGCCAUAUUCCUUUAUAUUAUUCUCAUACAGAAUGAUCGUUCCGAAUGUGUUCUCUUCAACUUAUUGUAUCUUAUUAAAACGAAACUUAGCGACAAUUGAUAUUGAGUUGAAAUUAGCGCACAACGAAAUGACCCUUCACUCUGUAUGCAAUAAUAAUGCGUAUUGUGUUUAUCAUUGAUGAACUGUCCCGUCCCUCGUUUCCACCUAAUUUAUGGAACGCCAAAUAAACACAGUUCAAAUUUACGAACUAAACUGAA